This is a messenger RNA of Aspergillus melleus, 552 nucleotides long. RefSeq lists its product as uncharacterized. The coding region runs from base 1 to 552 and encodes 183 amino acids. Gene Ontology annotation, cellular component: membrane. Gene Ontology annotation, biological process: carbohydrate transport; transmembrane transport. The record is from RefSeq and is a predicted model, not a curated record. Lineage: Eukaryota; Fungi; Ascomycota; Eurotiomycetes; Eurotiales; Aspergillaceae. Gene Ontology annotation, molecular function: carbohydrate:proton symporter activity. The transcript has a single exon.
AUGUUUGUCUGCCAGCUCGUCGUCGCCAUCGUCGGCAUGGUGGCCACGUCUGACGUUGCCAACAAGGUGCUGAUCGCCUUCGUGUGCAUCUACAUCUUCUUCUUCGCCAGCUCCUGGGGCCCCGCGGCGUGGGUGGUGACGGGCGAACUGUUCCCGCUCAAGGCCCGCGCCAAGUGUCUCUCCAUCACUACUGCUACUAACUGGCUCCUCAACUGGGCUAUCGCCUACGCCACCCCUUACAUGGUCAACGCAGGUCCCGGCAACGCUAACCUGCAGUCGAAGGUUUUCUUUAUCUGGGGCGGCUUCUGCCUCCUUGCCGCCGUUUUCGUCUACACAUGCAUCUACGAGACCAAGGGGCUUAGUCUGGAGCAGGUCGACGAGCUCUACUCUAAGGUUUCGGCGGCAUGGCGCUCGCCGGGCUUCCGGCCUUCGGUCAAUUACACCGAUGUGCAGGACAUUGCGUCAGGGAGCUCUGGGCCGGGGUCGACCCUGGCCGAGCUGGAGGCUGAUGCUCAGGUGAAGCGGGACUUGCAGCACAUUGAGAAGGCGUAG